Messenger RNA from Chiloscyllium plagiosum (whitespotted bambooshark), 1157 nucleotides. NCBI's taxonomy places the organism in Eukaryota, Metazoa, Chordata, Chondrichthyes, Orectolobiformes, Hemiscylliidae. The record is from RefSeq and is a predicted model, not a curated record.
UAUUUUCCUCCCUCUCUCUAGAUCAGUAUUUAAUCCUGGGUGCUGAUGAAGGAAUCUACACUCUGAAUCUAAAUGAACUCCAUGAAGAUACAAUAGAAAAGUUGCUUCCCCAUAGGUGUUCCUGGCUCUUUGUGCUCAACAAUAUCCUCAUGUCUGUCACCGGGAAAUCUUUGCAGCUCUAUUCCCACCACCUGGUGAUGCUGUUCGAACAACGGAGAAACACUCACAAGAGACCGGUCCAUAUCUCUCUCCCAGCCAACAAGCUCACUGACAGGAUCAUCCCCAGGAAAUUCGCCCCAUCCUUGAGGAUCCCAGACACCAAAGGCUGUCGCAAGUGCUGUGUAGUGAGAAACCCCCACACGACAUCUACGUUCCUGAGUGCAGCCUUGGACAAUGUCAUCGUCCUUCUCCAGUGGUACGAGCCCCUACAGAAGUUCAUGAUGCACAAGCAAGUCAGCCUCACGCUCCCGAACCCUCUGCAAAUCUUCGAGCUACUGGUCUUCCCGGGUGAGGAGUACCCACAAGUGUGUCUGGGCGUCUGUGCUCCCACCCAGCCCGACCAGGUGCUGCAGUUUGACACCAUUCAGCUCAACGCCACGGGAUCACUCGGCCCGGAGGCACGGCCAGGUAUGGGCACCAGGAAACACCCAAAAGCAGCCGGGGGUUGGCGCCAUUGUGUGAAGAUUGUGAGUUUACACGGAGAGCCGCGGGACAGCUUGGCGCCCGAGCUGAGCUUCCGAUUCUGCGUCCAGACCGUUGUCUGCCUGCAGGACAGCGUCCUAGCAUUUUGGAGACACGGGAUGCAAGGCCAGAGUCUUCACUCGAAUGAGAUUACCCAGGAGAUAACAGAUGAGACGAGAAUGUUCCGUGUACUGGGAACCCAGAGGGAUAUCAUUCUGGAGAGUACCCCCACAGAAAAACCCACAGCCCACAGCAACCUCUACAUCCUGACUGGUCACGAGAGCACCUACUGACACUGGGGCUGAGGAUACAGGCGGCACGUGCAGAAAUCCAGACAAGAGCAGUGGAAACCUCAGGAAGACAGCAGGCGGGGGGGGGGAAAUAACAGAGCCUUUUGUUAAGUAUUAUUUAAGUUGUGUGUGGAUUAAAUUGUAAGUUGAUUUUCUGAUGGGGCACUUGUCUCGGCUCAGUUACAG